Hemiscyllium ocellatum (epaulette shark) is the source of this 5451-nucleotide messenger RNA. RefSeq names its product alkaline ceramidase 3 (gene acer3). The coding region runs from base 11 to 820 and encodes 269 amino acids. The record is from RefSeq and is a predicted model, not a curated record. Gene Ontology annotation, biological process: phytosphingosine biosynthetic process; ceramide metabolic process. Gene Ontology annotation, cellular component: endoplasmic reticulum membrane. The transcript is spliced from 11 exons. NCBI's taxonomy places the organism in Eukaryota, Metazoa, Chordata, Chondrichthyes, Orectolobiformes, Hemiscylliidae.
UCCUUCAAACAUGGCGCCCGUCUAUGACCGGCCAGGCUUCUGGGGAGAGCCCACCUCCACUCUGGACUGGUGUGAGGAGAAUUACGUCGUGUCUUAUUAUGUUGCCGAGUUCUGGAAUACUGUAAGUAACCUGAUUAUGAUUCUACCUCCUAUCUAUGGUGCGAUUCAGACUGUAAGAGAUGGCCUUGAAACUCGCUACCUAGCUGCAUUUUUGGGUCUUGCAGCUGUGGGAAUAGGGUCCUGGUGCUUCCACAUGACAUUGAAAUAUGAAAUGCAGUUGUUGGAUGAACUUCCCAUGAUCUACAGCUGCUGUAUAUUUGUCUACUGCUUGUACGAAUGCUUCAAACACAAGAACACGCGCAACUACCUUCUAGCUUUUAUACUGGUACUAUUCAGUGGGCUAGUGACCAUAGUAUAUCUCCAGUGGAAGGAGCCAGUGUUUCACCAGGUUAUGUAUGGCUUCCUAGUCGGCUGUUUAGUCCUACGAUCAGUAUAUGUUGUCACAUGGGUUUACCCUUGGCUGAGGCCCCUUGCCUACACAUCAUUAGGUGUAUUUCUGAUGGGCUUCAUUCUAUGGAAUGUAGACAAUAUCUUCUGCAAUAAUUUAAGGGAUAUCCGGCAAAAGUUACCAUUCCAAAUUCUAGGUGCCGUGACUCAGUUUCAUGCUUGGUGGCAUAUUCUAACAGGCCUCGGCUCCUAUUUACACAUUCUUUUCAGUAUGUAUACGAGAACUCUAUAUUUGAAAUACAGACCUAAAGUGAAGUUUCUGCUUGGUGUCUGGCCUAUUAUUUGGGUGGAACCUCCUCCUAAGAAGCACUAAAAAUGCCAAGGAUUGAAAUCUCUGGCAAAGAACAAGCUGGACUUCAGCACUGAAAGCUGUUUUAUCUAAUUCUGCAAAGCGAGUGUAAAUGAGUGGAAAAUGGUUUGAAAUGAAUCAUGGAGAGAAAGAAACACACUGAUGAUAUAUUUCCGAUCAUGCCGAGUUUUUGUAUUUAUUUUUUUAAAAUGCUGCCAGGUGUAGUAGAAUUAUCUAGGAGGUUAAUGUGUACAAUGGGAAGUCAGAAAUACUGCAGCUUGUGUGAUCAUGUUUGAUAGAACUCUGAUAAUCUUCUGAUAACCAACUUAAUCAGAGAACAGCUAAUGUUCUUUAGAUCUUUUUACACUUGGCCAAACUAUUGAACAAAUUAUGGACUGAAACUGAGUGGUUCACUGUACCCUAACAUUUUUUAAAAAUUUAUUUGUCUCCUGUUCUCAAUUCUGCCCAUUUAAGGAUCUUAAGAAUUUACUUCACUAGACUUAUGAUGUCUCUCUGAAAAUUCUCAAGACCAGAGGUGUGCAUUGGGUAGUACCUCAACAUGUAAAACAAAGGGCAAGUUCCAUUCCAAGCCUUGGAUUGGGAAACAAAGUACCUCAUCUCAAAAUGGGGGCUGGGGUGUUGUUUAGCGAGAAAGUACUGGUCCAUCUCUUCUCAUCCCUCCUGCUUUGAAGGUUUUGUUCCUGAUCACUUUAACGCCAGUACUGCCACUCACACUGCUGGUUACUGAGUUUCAGUAUUGAGAGAGACUUUUAGGGAUUUGGGCUACAAAGCAAGGAUUGUGGGGUGACGGGAAAUGUCAGGAUCACUCCUGAACUGCGAUUUGAGUGAGAAUGAACGUCAUCGUUGUCCCUCUCAUUAACUAGUGAAAUGGUAACAGAGGGGGUAGAAAACAUAAUAGGGCUUUGCUUUCUAAGAAUUUAAUCAGUUUGUGCUGGUCACUGAAAAACUGAAAAUUGUGUGCGUUUGGAUUGUAUUUAAACUGCAUAUCGUGUUCACUGUUCUUUCAGUAACCUUUUAUAUUGGAAUUUUAUAGCUAGAGUUUGUGUCCUUCAUUAAAGCCCAAGAAUUCAAUGGGGAUUCUGCUGUCAGAUCUAAUCGGGAAUCAUUGGAAAAUAUAAAUACCAUUUCUUUGGGGAUUGUGCAAAAUAAUGAUAGGAGGUAGCGAGUUCCCUGCAGAAUUUCGGGGCUUAGUGUUAUGCAUUAGUAUUUGAGCCUGGGAAUGUGGCCUCUGCAUACAUUGCUAAGGGCUUUUAGCAGUCCUGCUCUUGUCAUUGUAUUAUAAAUUUUGUCUGUACUUGGUUCAGACAUUUGAGGGUUAAAAUCCACCUUAUUUCAAAGUCAUUUCCCCACUUCCUUCAACCCCUUUCUCCUCAGCUCACCUUUCCACAUUUGUUCUAAUCAUGCAAGUCAAAUCCCUUUCCAGGUUAUCAUCCUGGGAAUGCACUAAAAUUAUUUUCUCAUGAAUGUCCAAGCACCAUGAUCUGAUGCAAGGGGGAAUUAGCCUCCAUUCUGUUCUGUCUCCAACACAAAGUCAAAUGUCAGUUACGUGGCAACAUAGAAGUUUGAGAACUCAGCUCAUAAUUCAUUGCUCCAAAUUAAUUUAGCUAGAGUGACAUAGGAUCCAGCAAUGUAACCUUUAUAAACAAACUGCAGGAUUUUGUUUUUAAAUGACUUAACAAUGGGGAAAAGAGUGUUGCAAGACACAGCGUAUCCAUAUUAUUUUGUAAAUGGGUGAGACAGGCUUUCACAUUGGUUAUUCUCUCACAUUUUAAACUCUACUGCCCUGUACACUUCAAACAAAGGACUGACGAUUCAGGUUCCCAAUAUUUCUAGCUCAUGGUUUAAUGAAGGAUGAUUGAUUUGAGCCUGAUGUGGUAUGAGGAAGUGGUUUUACUGUAUUGGUACAGUAGACAGAGUGCCCAGUAGCUGUGUCAGUGAACCCACUGCCUUUACCCCAGCUGCAUUUUGGCACCUAUCGUCAGAGAAUAGGAGUGAAGGAAGUGCAAACUUAUCUCUCCUGUGAUCCAAACCAGAGUAGUGCCCAAUAAUCUCUCCAUGCACACUUCACCAUUCUCAACACACUUUCCCCUUGUUUCUGAACGCCUGUAAGUUUCUGAACAAUUCAGGUGUGUCUUGUUAACACUUGCUACCAAACUAUUUGAAUUGCAUUUAUUGAAACUUUUCCAUUUGUCACUUUAACAAACAUUCAAAAUUUUCACAUUCCAGAAGCAAGUUUUAUGGUAUAACUGUAUUUUUUUAAAAAAGAGACUGAGUGAUGAGUAAAUGUAAUUUAUUUCUACACUGUACAGUCAGCACAGCCAUCACUCCAGUUUAGGAAGCCAGCUUCAUUUCCCAUUACACACCAGUGAGGGUUUCACAGGGAGGCUAUAACAGAAACACUCUGCCAACUGAAACAUGGAACCAAAGUUGCUGUCGCUAGGACCAGUGCAGUAAUACUGUGCGUAUCUUUGGGUUACCAAUACAUUUGGGGUUUUUAAUUUUUCAUUAAGUGGUGAAGGUUGGGAAUCUAAGGAAUUUAGCAUCAUUUACAGGCGAAUGCAAAGAAAAAGUCUGGAAGUCACUACUAUAGACCUGCGGACCAAUGUUUAGACAAGAGGUAUCUCUUUACCCCUAGCACCAACCACCGACACCACUCCCUCUUCUAUAAUAAGCCGUGGUGAUUGUUUUCUUAGUUCAAAUGAAUAGUAUUACCAAGGAGGUGAAGUCAGUAAGCAACGUCACUCUAGUUCAGUUUGUCCAGCUCCUGCUUCAUAAGUACAGCCAACAUUACAGCCAUGAGUGAAGCAGCUCUUAUAAAGUCAAUCAAUUUGCCAAUUAUAAGACAAAGUCUGUUUAAUAAAAAUCCUAUCUACUAAGAACAAAAAAGUGAUUAGCCAAGUACAGUUGGAGUGGUUGCAGCUUCACUGAUGGGACACAACUUUGGAAAAGGAGCAGGUUGUUCUUCAGUUUUCAUCAUUGUGUGAGAACCAUAUUACCACCAAACUAAAUGCAUCGUGCAGUUUUGAAUCAUCUUUGUUUUUAAAAUGUGUGCUUAAGUUAUAGUUGGAUUUAGGUUUGUUGCUGAGAGCAUGACUUAUUUUGGGGUGGUUUCAAAGGGAAAGGAGAGUUGGCUGAAUCUCGAGUUGGCUCUGCCAGGAAUGGUCACCAUUUUGAGAUUUGUGCAUCUUUCACCAAUGAUGAUAAUUAGAGAUUCCUACUCCUGAACAUCCGAAUCUGUCACUGCACACCCGCCUCCUCCCACCACCUCCAAAAAAAAUCUCUCUCAUGGGCACACUGUUCCACAGUGGUCCAGUCACUCGAAACCAAGGUUAUGACAAUCUAACAAACAGAAUGUUUCGAUGGAACACUGAGACUUUAAAACAAGGGUCAGAGAUGAGGUGCCACAAGGGUGCAGUGUGGACAUUGUGAUUCUUUGCUUUUGAUGUUCAAAACUGUCCUGACGUCCCAAUGCCAUGCCCCAAAUGAUCAAGUGAGAAAUAUGUGUAAAUACUUUAAGAAUUGUCCACCCAUUCUGAAACUGGAAAUCAUGUGCCUAAGAUCAUUGCAUUAUUUAAUUUCUUUUUUUUUCCUUUGAGUUUCUUUUACUUAAUGCAGGGAACCAAAGUGUUUUGUUAUUUUGAUUUGGUUUUUUUCAAUAUUCAAGGGGAGUUUUGAAAAGGGAUGUUUUCCUCCCACAAAAUCAGACCUGGAGUAGGGUAAUCCAGAUGUGUUGAAAGAAAUUCUGCUGUAAUCAUGCUGUUAAUGAAGCUAGGAGCACUUUAUGACCUUUGCCUGUUAAAUGUGAUAUCACUAAUACUUCAAAACACCCAUCCCUCCCUCACUGUUGAGUGAAACUUCCUAAAGGUCAUGAAUCUCAAAGUCAAUUUAUUCUCUAGCUUUGAAAUACUUACUAUUUGUAAGUGUUGUUGCAAGUAUACACCUGCGUUAGUAAAACUUCAGCUCUUUCCCAUCUAAUCUGAACAUUCAAAGGCAGGACUUCCUGACUGGGAUUGCAAACUCACCUCCACAAUGGCCGUUAUGUAGUUCUGCCCCAACCUCAUUCUCACAGAUCUUCUGUCCACCACCUAAUUCUUCUCACCCCUCAACUCGCUCUCAGGUUUCAGAGAGAUUGCAACAAUUGUCAAGCCUUGAAAUAGGGUGGCAGUGGGAAAAAGUUGGGGGAGCAUUGGCUUUCAGUCUGCACCAUAUAUUUUGUGAAUUUAUCCCUAACAUUGGCAACAGAUGCACAUCGGCGUUUCAUUGUGGACCUACACUGAUGUUUAAUCUCUGUCCACUCCGACAGCACUGAUCUGUAUUGCAUGUGUGAGAAAGGUUAUUAGAAUAUUCCACAAUCAACUCAUAAACUGACCAAAUUUUCUUUAUAAUGUAAUUUCUGUAAUCAUUUUAUAAAGUGUCUCCACUGAAUGUUGCUCUGCCUAUUACAACAGCGCUAGACAUCACAAGGUGUCCUUAGAAUGCACACUCGAGGUGCCAGGAACGGGCAACAAAAGAAAUUAACAGCACCAGUGUUAACUAUGAGAAGACCAUUUAAAAUAUUGGAUUGUACACUAUUAUGAAUUAUGUGUAAUAAUAUUUCAAUAUUAAUGUAACUAACUUUUGUGAAAGAUUAAAAG